GGAAGCCAAACCUGGUCCUCUUUUUGGAGCAAGAGAAGGAGCUCUGGGAUAUGAAGAGAAAGAAGAGAGUAGCCUUCCACCCAGGUCUUGCUGUCUGUAGUCUGGAUCUGGUCAACUUCUUUGGAAAAGUAAAGAACCCAGCACAUGAAGAGAAAGGAGACAGUAGCCACACACCCAGCUGUGAUUUCUCCAUGAAUCUCUUCUGACAAAGAAAUCUAGAGGACAAGGUGAAAGAAGAAGAAAUGGCCAGUUCUCAGGGACUGCUGACAUUCAGGGAUGUGGCCAUCGAAUUCUCCCAGGAGGAGUGGGGAUGCCUGAACCACACUCAGCGGGAAUUGUACAGGGAUGUGAUGUUAGAGAACUACGGACACCUCCUCUUCCUGGGUCUUAUUGUGUGGAAGCCAGACCUGGUCAUCUUUUUGGAGCAAGAGAAGCAGCUCUGGGAUGUGAAGAGAAAGGAGACAGUAGCCUUUUAUCCAGGUAGGUGGGAAUGA
Messenger RNA from Leptonychotes weddellii (Weddell seal), 494 nucleotides. NCBI's taxonomy places the organism in Eukaryota, Metazoa, Chordata, Mammalia, Carnivora, Phocidae. The record is from RefSeq and is a predicted model, not a curated record.